AUGUUCGUUAGCAAGCACGUAACCGGGGUUAAUCGGUGCAGAGGCGGGUGGUUACCGGGUUACGGGCCGGAUGCGGUAUUGUUAAAAGCACGGGCGAAACCGCCCGGCAGAAAGCGGGGAGCGUUAAAUGCACGGGCGAAACCGCCCGGCAAAAAAGGAGGAAGGGGGCGUUGGCAGCCAGCCGGGCACGGACCCCCCGGGGACAUGCCGGCGAGUUACCGGUGUCGCGGCCAAAGCAUAAUGGCGAAAUUAAAAGAUAGGGGAGCAAGCCCGGGUAAUUACCGGAAAGGAUCGAACAAGCUUGAAAAAGGCAUUUGCAACCUUGCACCGCUUACAAUAACGCUUAACGCUACGUCGAGCACGUUGGAAAGGGCCGUUGGGCUACCGGAACAAAAUAUUAAAGGAAUUUCGCAAAUUUCCAACGAUUUUAAAAACCUUUCCGUAAAAAAGCUACAAAAAAUAAACGACGCGCUAAAAGCCCAAAGCAAGCGCGCCCGCUUAAUUUAA
This is a messenger RNA of Gaeumannomyces tritici R3-111a-1, 507 nucleotides long. RefSeq lists its product as hypothetical. The transcript has 3 exons. NCBI's taxonomy places the organism in Eukaryota, Fungi, Ascomycota, Sordariomycetes, Magnaporthales, Magnaporthaceae. The coding region runs from base 1 to 507 and encodes 168 amino acids. The record is from RefSeq and is a predicted model, not a curated record.